Molecule: messenger RNA, 4912 nt
Organism: Pristis pectinata (smalltooth sawfish)
Lineage: Eukaryota; Metazoa; Chordata; Chondrichthyes; Rhinopristiformes; Pristidae
Gene: canx
Product: calnexin
Exons: 15
Coding region: 152-1927 (591 amino acids)
Biological process (GO): protein folding
Cellular component (GO): endoplasmic reticulum; endoplasmic reticulum membrane
Molecular function (GO): calcium ion binding
Source: RefSeq, a predicted model, not a curated record
AACCAGAGGAGAGGACGCGGCAGCCGCCGGCCUGCUGGGCCAAUCGGCAGAGGCGGGCGCCUGGUUUUUUUUCGGAGGGGGGCGGGCUGCAGGUGGCAGCUCGGGGAUCACGUGAGCGGAGCUGGUGGCGGGCGCCGAGGAGCAGGGAAAAAUGGAGAUGAAGCUGUGGUUGAUGUUAGUGCUGGUGCUUGGUGUUGCUGUGGUCUAUGCGGAAGAUGAUGAUGAUGUGGUUGAAGACGAAGAUGAUGAAAGCCCAGUAGAAAAUGAAGCUGAGCCAAGUACUCCACCGCCACCCAAGGUCACUUACAAAGCUCCUGUUCCAAUUGGACGAGUACACUUUGCAGAAUCAUUUGAUAAAGGCACUUUGGAUGGCUGGGUCCGAUCCAAAGCCAAAAAAGAAGAUACUGAUGAAGAUAUUGCAAAAUAUGAUGGAAAGUGGGAGGUAGAAGAUAUGAAAGACACUAAACUCCAUGGGGACAAAGGACUGGUUCUCAAAACUCGUGCUAAACAUCAUGCAAUUGCAGCAUUAUUGGACCAACCAUUCGUGUUUGACGACAAGCCACUUUUUCUUCAGUAUGAAGUGAAUUUUCAGAAUGGAAUUGAAUGUGGUGGAGCAUACAUUAAGUUACUAUCAAAAACCAAAGACUUGAGUCUGGAGAAGUUUUAUGACAAGACCCCGUACACCAUCAUGUUUGGCCCAGACAAGUGUGGUGAAGAUUACAAACUCCACUUCAUCAUCAGGCACAAGAACCCAAAAACUGGCGAGUAUGAGGAAAAGCAUGCAAAGCGCCCUGACGUGGAUCUCAAAAGCUAUUACACAGACAAGAAGACUCAUCUGUACACUCUAGUGCUCAACCCUGACAACUCAUUUCAGGUUCUGAUUGACCAAACGGUUGUCAACAGUGGCAACCUACUCGAAGACAUGACUCCUCCCAUUAAUCCGCCAAAAGAGAUUGAAGAUCCUGAUGAUCAGAAACCUGAAGACUGGGAUGAGAGACCAAAAAUUUCUGACCCUGAUGCAGUCAAACCUGAUGACUGGGAUGAAGAUGCUCCUGCUAAGAUUCAAGAUGAAAGUGCUGUGAAGCCUGAAGGAUGGCUUGACGAUGAGCCUGAGUACAUCCCAGAUCCUGAUGCUGAAAAACCAGAGGACUGGGAUGAAGAAAUGGAUGGUGAGUGGGAGGCCCCUCAAAUAGCCAAUCCAAAGUGUGAGUCUGCUCCCGGGUGUGGGACCUGGAAAUUGCCGAUGAUUGAUAACCCAGAUUACAAGGGAAAAUGGAAGGCUCCAAUGAUUGACAACCCCAACUACCAGGGUGUCUGGAAACCAAAGAAGAUUCCUAAUCCAAAUUACUUCGAGGAUCUGCAUCCGUUCAGAAUGACCACUUUCAGUGCUAUUGGCUUGGAACUAUGGUCAAUGACAUCUGAUAUCUUCUUUGACAACUUCAUAAUCUGCUCUGACAAGGCAGUGGUUGACCAAUGGGCGUAUGAUGGCUGGGGUCUGAAGAAAACAGCAGAAGGUGCUGCUGAGUCAGGAGUAGUUGGACAGCUGAUGUCAGCAGCUGAAGAACGCCCAUGGCUCUGGGUUGUGUACAUCCUAAUCAUCGCCUUGCCUGUGUUUCUGGUUAUUGUGUUCUGCUGUACUGGAAAGAAAGAUGCUGCUGCAGAGUACAAAAAGACUGAUGCCCCACAGCCUGAUGUAAAGGAUGAAGAGGAGAAAGAAGAGCAGAAGGAGGAAGAAGAGAAAAAGGAGACAGAAGAGGAAAAGAUAACUGAAGAGAAGCAGAAGAGUGAUACGGAGGAUGCUCUGGAAAAUGCAAGCCAGGAGGAGGACGAGGAUGAAGAGGAGCAGAAGGGGAUAGAGGAGAAGCCAAGUGCUGAGCAAGCUGAUGAAAAGAAGGACAGUGCCAAUGCAAAGCCGCAGAGUGACUGAGAUGUUACUGUCAUAACGUCGAUUGGGCAUGACUUGGGACUUCAAAGGCGAGACCAUCAUUUCUGGGACUUGAGAGCUGAACUUUUUACAGGAUUUCAUGAGACAAACUGUGCGCAACAAUAAAAACCCCUAUACCAUACUGACCAAACACUAGGUAGACCAGGUUAUUGUACGUGUUCAGCAAGGACUGAAAUCUGAAUUGAAAUGUGCUUUAUGUAUACAUGACUAGAAACAAAUUCCUGCUUAUUUACAGUCUCAAAUUCCUGGUAAUCUUCAAUUGGAUUUCAGGCUUGCUAAAUUUUAGAAAUGCUCACUCGAUUCAUUGCCUUAUUGCGAAAAAAGGAUGGAAGGGGUGGGGCAAGUGGGGAAUCUAAUGGGACUCUAAUGAUAUUAGCUUUAACUGGAGGCGAUGUUGCAUUGGCAGACCACUUUUCCAAAAAGUCCCAAAAUGAAAUCCUGUUAAUUCCAACAGAAAUGCUUCCUAGUCUUGUGUCCUGAGAGUACCUGGGAUUGGUGGAAUAGGGAGAUUAAUGCAGGUAAGUCCAUUUCCAUUACACAUCCUAAUUUGUCUUGAACUUAUUCCUGCUUCAUCCUUAUUGGGAGCUAUUAGUAGAAGCUUAGCGUGCUAGCUUUAUUGACCUGUGCCAGCCUUACCAUCAGCUCCCUGUCAUGCCCACUCUCCUACUUCCUCAUCAGAGGGGGAGGGAGAAUUUGCAUCUCCCCAAUCUGGAACCAGUACUGUCAUCCUGUUUUGAUUUGUUUCCACCCCUCCCACCUCACACCCUUUCCUUUCAGAGUUGCAAAGAUUUUAAAUCCUUGAAAAUCUGUAUACGAGGUGGGGAGGGAAUGGGGUUAGGUGGAAAGUUGAAGAUGUUGAGCAACCACACAGAAAAGCAUUGAAUACAUAUGUGGCAAACAGUAUUAAUCUUAUAAGUAUAUGAACAUGGCUAAGCUUGCACAAACAGCUGAGAUAUCUUCAUUGUGGAACUUGAUUUGUCUUUGUGAAAUAUCGCACCAUUGUAUACUGCUUGACACUAGGUCAAAAGUAAUGAGUACCCAUUUAAUUAAAGUCAUUUACCACAGGGGAAUGAUCCAACCCUAGUUAGUAAAGCAUGGUGCUACAGGCCAUUCUGGUGUGGUCUAAGUUUCUUGUUUUUAAAACUGCACAGCUCAAGAUCUUUUGGUGACAAACCCACCUGAGCUACUGUAUCUGUUUUUUUUUCCCUUUCCCCUAAUAUCUAAGCUUGCUUUUAAAACUGCUCUUUGGUUCUUGAGUCUGUCUUUGGUGUCACCAUUUUGCCAUAUAUUGGUAAUUUUUUUGUUGUACUGGUAGGAGAAUCUAUCUCUGAGGCGCACUGAUAAAAUGCUUUAGUGGGUGGGGAAGGAAAGGGUAUGCUGAUGUAAAUUAGACCAAUCCAACUCACUCCUGGGUGAAUUUUCCAGUCCACUAACUUUCGGGCACAUCUAAUGACAGCAAGCUCCAGGAUGCUGGACAUAGUAAAGCAAGACAAAUUUGGGUGAGGAAGUACUCAUUAUCUGUGCAUUUACAUAUUUCUAUUCUAAUUCCCUGUCUCUCUUGUUGGACCAGCUGAGUUAUAAAAGCAGUGUGGUCUUUUGCUCUCAAGCAUUUCCUGCUAGCCAUGUUCUACUGCACUGAAUUGUCUGAUUUUUAUUUUUUGCUGCUGCUGCCAUUGAUUUGAAGUUCAAUGAAGGGAUCUAACUCGAUUAACUACAAUACCUAUACCAAACCUGCCACCCCUCCCCAGCCUGGCUGAGCUCCAUAAAUAUUUAAGAUUUGCUGUUUGGUUUAAUUUUGGUUAAUUGCCUUGUUGAACUGUAAUCACUCAUAGAGUUCAUGAUUUGUUUUAAUCUGAUAGGGUAUACUGAAGUUACUGCAACACCAGUAGUUUUGUGUUGGAGGAGAGAUGGCAAAUGUGGCCUUGACAGUUGCAGUGUGCUCAGUGAGAGAGCACUAAAGCUGCUCUGGUGUCUUGUAGGAUAGCCCAGAAUGUAAAUGUUGGCUUUCCCAUGAGAUCAUUGUCAUGAUUCUACCCUUUUUGCUGAAUAUGUACCUUGGUGUUUAAGGCAUCUAAUGAUCUAUGUGGCUACAUAUUUUCACUCUGAGACUUCUACAAGUAGUUAAACGUCUAAAUGAGGAAACUCUGGCAUAGUUUCCUAUUGACACAGUUGAUAAUGCCAAGAAUGUCUGACUGUCACCAUUAAAAUUUACCCUGGUUAUAGCAGCAUUGUUGAACACUGGUAGAAUUUCCAAUUAAAAUACCCAAGAGGGGAUUUCAAAACUUGUAGACACCAAGGUUUUAAUGUAACAGCAAAAGGUUAAAUGUCAUCUUUCGCUUGUAUUCACAACUACCUUUUUGUGUACUCAUAAGACAAAUUCUUAAUACUGAGCUGGGGUAACUUGUGAAUGGUUUGUGACUGAGAAACUUUGAACAGUGGACUGCAACAAGCAAUACAACAAGGCAAAUCUGAUCCAGAUGGGAAGAUUGAUGCAAGCAAAUUUAAACAUGCCUUUUGAAUUGGCAAGAGAAGUUCACUGAUUUCUUUCAAUUUGCUGAGUAAUAUUUUCUUUACAAUGUUGUCAAUUUAUAAUUUGAGGUCUAAUGUUCACUUUUUUAAAGAGAAAUAUUAUACAGUAUACUUUUGCCACCUAGUUUGAAGAGUCUCCAUUCUACUAUAUGGGUGACUUGAGUAGUGUAGAUACACUAACCCCUUGAUGGUUCAAAGGUAGCACACAAUGACCUUUUUCAAAGAUGUUUUAUAAGUUUUAAAAAUGCUGGUUAUGUAUAGAGAUUGGUAUUAGACAAAAUUGACUUAGUUUGUAUCCCAGGUUAAAUUAUGUUUGAGUACAUCCCUUACAGGAAUGAAAGUUCAAGAUCAUGUGAUUAAAAUUGAUUCCUGCAACUAAAAAAUAUUAAUUAAAAUACAUGUCUGGCCUCCUUCAUUGUGCUGGCAUCUACACCUAAA